AUGGUGAAAAUUCUGGCGAAUGGGGAUAUCGUGCCAGACAACGACCCCAGGGCACAGGCUUCCGUGACGCAGCGGCGCCCUCCAACCGCGAAGGCGUCUGCAACACCGCCACCCAACCCUCCCAGCACUGCUUCAGGUGCAGGAGCAGGGGCGAGUGGAGGCAGCUUUCAAGGAGACGUGGGUGACGGGGAGAAUGUCAUAGUCGGCGACCUGGCACGGGCCUGUGGCAUCUAUGGGAAGACAGUGCAGGUGAUGGACCGCGAGGUCCCAAUGAUUUACCUCAUCGUAGCAGGAGUACUGGCUCUGCUGUGGAUCAGCGGCAACACCAAUGCCAUCCGCAUGGGAGUCUUUGCCUUCAUGCUUUAUGUGAUGUAUGCUCAGUACACCAAGGCACAGCGCGGAGGCGGCUUGUCGGGCCCCGCGCCAGAUGAUAACAGCAGCGGCGGCCACGUCAUAAAUCGCGGACGGCCAAGAUGA
Molecule: messenger RNA, 477 nt
Organism: Symbiodinium sp. CCMP2456
Lineage: Eukaryota; Dinophyceae; Suessiales; Symbiodiniaceae
Source: the annotation of a GenBank genome assembly